AUGAAAUCAUUCCUAGGAGCAUAUGAUGGGUUUUUUUCUGGUCCACCAAAUUCUUUUUUAGACUAUUUGGUGUCAUUCCAUAGUAUCCCUAUUACCGCAUCUUUAAUUCUAGCCUUACUACUAUGCAUUCGUGGAGGUUUACUAUUUUGGUCUAUUUUAAUGAUCAUUCUUGGAAUUCUUGUAACGGCUGUCUUCUUUACAAUAUUGCCUCUUCCUAUUAUUGGACCUAUUGGCGGUCAUUAUCAUGUUGGUUUGGUCCACUUGGAUGGUAAUCGCUCUCAGUCUCUUCCACCAUUAGCCAUUUUUUAUCCCACUAAUACUCCUCCGCAGAAGAGGGGUGCACCAUAUGUUCCUUUUAAUGAUCCUAUCUAUUUAAGUGGAAUGGCCUCAUAUGGAAAAGUACCACUUUACGUAAUGAAAGAUUUGUUAUUUGUACGACUGAAAGUUUCACCAGAUGCUCCACCUAUUCCACUGAAUGAUUUAAAAACACCACCACCCAUUAUUGUUUUUAGUCAUGGUCUCAGUGGGCAUUAUCAAUUCUAUGGUUGUUUAUGUGCGGAUCUUGCCGCUCGAGGGGCUAUUGUGAUAAGUAUUGGGCACUGUGAUGGUAGUGCCUCCUUUACACGAAUUGUUCAAGGUGAUAAGAGUGAAGGAAAUGAUGUUCCUUUUAAACAUCUUGGAUGGGAAGUACCUGUGCGAGAAGCUCAACUCACUCAACGUGUACGCGAAUUACGACAUACAUUAAAUCGAAUAAAAGAGAUGGACUUUUGGAAAGAAAUUGGAUAUGAGGAGUUAGAUAUACAAAAGUAUCUGAAGGAACCAUUACAACUUCAUCUCUCUGGACAUUCCUUUGGUGGAGCCACCGCACUUGCAGCGGCUUUACAAGAAGAACAAGUACCGGGUAAGAAAUCAGUGAAAAGUGUUAUUGUAUUUGACCCAUGGCACCUGCCUUUACAGAAUGAACACUUCUUUCAACCAAUAGCAGAAGGUAAAAUGCGAUAUACAACACCAACUUAUAUGGUAUUCUCAGAGAAUUGGUCAAAGGAUAAGGAAAUUUGGGAUUUUUUUCAACGAGUUACAUCUGCUGUACUGGGUCAAACUUUUUUUGCUUCUUUUACGGAAGAAUUAAAACAUUCUUUCUUUUUUACGGAAAAAACACCUGAUACAAAUCAUUACUUUGUAUCUGAUCUUUGUGUGUUAAGUCCUGUUAUGCACGGUAAAUUGAAUGCAGUUGUUCCUUCAAGAGCACGUAUUGUGGAAUGUUCUAACACUCUUAUACGUGUUGCUAAACAAUACAUGGAUCAAACGAAUUCAUAA
This is a messenger RNA of Trypanosoma theileri, 1317 nucleotides long. RefSeq names its product phospholipase A2-like protein. Lineage: Eukaryota; Euglenozoa; Kinetoplastea; Trypanosomatida; Trypanosomatidae. Gene Ontology annotation, molecular function: 1-alkyl-2-acetylglycerophosphocholine esterase activity. The transcript has a single exon. Bases 1 to 1317 code for a protein of 438 amino acids. The record is from RefSeq and is a predicted model, not a curated record.